AUGUCUUCAGACUCUCGACUCGGCAAUGCUCGGUCUUUCAACAGGUUUGACAUAAUUCUUUCAAUAACUCAUUUCGUCGGUUUCAUCACAAUCUGUCUCAAUGGAUAUUUCCUGAACACAUUCAAAAAUGGUCUUGCGUGGCCUUCAAAAGUCAAAAACGGAGAUAAUAAGGCACUGGGGAAACGUGGCGAUCAACUGCACGCGUUUCUGAUGAUUUUAGCAUUUAUUUAUUUUCAAGGAGAAGCUUUGUUGGCAUAUCGAUUGUACCGGUAUGACGCGAAGAUUAUUUCAAAACUACUUCACACAGCUCUACAUAUUAUUGCAAUUGGGCUAGGAAUUACUGCAUUGACUGUGAUUAUAAUGAGUACUAAUAACGCAGGUUGGAAUAAUUUUACAAGUGUUCACAGUUGGAUUGGAAUUUGUCUGCUUUCGGUUUAUCUGGUUCAGAUCAACCCGUAAUGGAACAUCCUGGCACCACGUUUUUUUUGAAUAAACACAAUGAAAAUAAAUUUCCAAUUGAUAAGAAAAAAGGCCAACAUUUCAAUAUAAAUUCAUCCAGUUCUCCUUUGGAUUUCUGACAUAUCUGUGCCCAUGCUCGCCUGGAAAAUACCGAGCUCGCCUGAUGCCAAUUCAUCGAGCAGUUGGUGUUGGCUGUUUUAUUGUUGCAUGUGUACAAUGCUGUCUUGGAUAUGGAAAUAUUCUUUUGGAAGAUCAGCCAGGCUGCUUCUCGGAUCUUUCUUGUAAAAAUCGAAUCGAAUAUGUUGGAGCGUUCAGUGUCAUGUUCAUUAUUCUCUACACUCUACUUGUGUUAGCGUUGAUCAUUCCAGUGCCGUGGAGAAGAGAAAAAACUCCAGAUGAGCUAAAGUAAUUUAUUUUUGUCUUUUAUUAUAUUCCCAUAUUUCCAAAUGAUCAUCAUGUUCUUUCUAUCAAGUCACUACUUUGCACAGAUCCAAAAGCUUUAUCCGAUAAAAAUAUGUUUCAAAAUCAAAAUAAAAUUAUUUUAUGUUGUGCCACAAACUUUGUAAUAAAAUAUUUGAAAU
This is a messenger RNA of Caenorhabditis elegans, 1040 nucleotides long. RefSeq names its product Cytochrome b561 domain-containing protein (gene F39G3.5). Gene Ontology annotation, molecular function: oxidoreductase activity. Gene Ontology annotation, cellular component: membrane. The record is from RefSeq and is marked reviewed. NCBI's taxonomy places the organism in Eukaryota, Metazoa, Nematoda, Chromadorea, Rhabditida, Rhabditidae.